Molecule: messenger RNA, 876 nt
Organism: Lactuca sativa (garden lettuce)
Lineage: Eukaryota; Viridiplantae; Streptophyta; Magnoliopsida; Asterales; Asteraceae
Source: RefSeq, a predicted model, not a curated record
AUGAUCUUACCUGACAAGAUAGACUUAGCUCUUCAAGACGCUGACUGGAUUAAAGCCAUGGAAGACGAGCUGAAUGAGUUCGAAAGGCACAAGGUUUGGACUCUUGUUCCUAGACCAUCAGGAAAGACCAUCACCGGAACACGCUGGGUCUACCGCAACAAGGUUGAUAAAGAUGGUAUUAUUACUCGCAACAAAGCAAGACUUGUUGCUCAGGGGUUCACUCAAAUAGAAUCUAUUGACUACGGGGAGACUUUUGCUCCAGUUGCUCGCAUUGAAGCAAUCAGACUGUUUCUCACAUAUGCCUCAUACAUGAACUUCAUUGUCUACCAGAUGGAUCAACAAAAAUCAGGUAUCUCAAUUUGUCAAAGUAAAUAUAUUGCUGGCAUGCUUGUUAAGUACUCUCUCAGCGACUGCAAACCGACUUCUACUCCGGUGUCCAAGACUGAUAAGUUACACGCUGAUCCCACUGGCACUGAUGUUAAUCACUCUCUUUAUCGAGGAAUGAUUGGAUCUCUUCUCUACCUCACUGCAAGUCGCCCUGAUAUCAUGUUUGGAACCAUUCUAUGUGCUAGAUUCCAAGCUAAUCCCAAGGAGUCUCAUCUCAUUGCAGUUAAACGCAUCUUUCGAUACUUAAAGGGCACUCAGAACUUGGCAUUGUGGUACCCUCUUGACUCAGCACUUGAACUCUUUGGAUAUACUGAUUCCGACUAUGCAGGAUGCAACUUAGACAAGAAGAGCACGUCAGGUGGAUGUCAUUUCCUUGGAAAUCGACUAAUCAGCUGGUCUAGCAAGAAGCAAACCUCAGUAGCUAUCUCCACUGCAGAAGCUAAGUAUGUUGCAGAUGGGAGAUGUUGUGCUCAACUGUUAUGGAUUUAG